AUGAAGUGUGUUCUAUUCCUUGCCCUGGCUACAGUAUACGUCUUUGCUCAAGGCUCCCCGGAAUCUGGGAGCAGUGAGGAGAUGAGGACGAGGGGACCACGAAUGUCGACGCUUUCCGGAGGUUGGGGAUCGACUGGAAGUGGGAAAAACUGCGGCGUGAACGAGACCUGGGUGGGACCAUGCGCUUCUCGCUGCGAGGGUACUUGCCAACAACCGAUUCCGACGAUCUGCACGAUGGAGUGCUACCAGGGCUGCAAGUGCAAGGAGGGCUACGUCCGCUUUGGAUUCGUGCCGCAAUGCAUCAAAAAGGAGGAUUGCCCCAGGAUGCCGAUGACCCCGGGCACCGUCCAGCCGCCGCGCUUCUCCCGAAUGCCGAUCGUCGUCGACCCGCCGAUGAAUACUUCCCAGUACUACCGUGCUAUGAAACUGAUCCUCCUCGCCGUUUUUAUUGUGGUUUUCUGCGGCGUUGAUGGAAGAGGCUGCAAGCCGUUCGAGCAGUUCGUCGAGUGUGGCAAGAGCUGCGAGCCGACUUGCCAAAACCCGGUGAUUGAGAUGUGUACCGCCGACUGCUUCGUCGGAUGCCAGUGCGUUCGGGGACGAAUCCGGAAUGACAGAACCGGAGCAUGCGUCAAACCAGCGGAAUGCCCACGCCGUUUU
Messenger RNA from Mesorhabditis spiculigera, 657 nucleotides. Lineage: Eukaryota; Metazoa; Nematoda; Chromadorea; Rhabditida; Rhabditidae. The record is from the annotation of a GenBank genome assembly.